AGGCGGCGGCGGCAGCGGCGGCGGUUGGUCAGGGGCGUGUUGGCCCCGCACAGAUUGAGCCGAGUUGUCGCCCCGCUGGGAGAAGUGACCCUCCUGCGCCUGUCCAUGCAGGGUCUAGAACGCCCACAUGUGCGGAACUGGGGAAUAGAGCUGGAGACCCUGCGCGAUGCCUUCCGCCCACAACCCUCAGUUUGGAGGACUGCCCGGGGAGAGGCUGGCAAAAGAAAGGGAAGGCUUGUAGAGUGCCUUGGAAGUCAGAGGAAAGUUUUGGAGGGCGUGCUCCUCUAUGCAGUCACCCGUGGUUCCUUUCCUAAUCUUUUCACACCGAGGGAUUGAAUGUUGUAAAUUUGAGUGCUUUGUGGCAUGGCAUGGUGGAAUAGCUGAUCCCCAGUGGUUGCAAAGAGAUGAUUUUAGGUCAGAGCCUGGGUUUUGCUUCGCUUGUGUGAAGAGCAAAAAACAAACAAACAAAAACAACAAGAACAACAGAACCGCUUUGUGAAUUGCUAUCUGAUCACCUGUCUUGGCACUUAAAUGAUUAGAAAUUGAAAUUCUCACCACCUCAGAUUCCCUUUGGGAACAAAUUGGAACUGUUUCAAAUGACAGAAGUGGAAACUCUAGUGAUCUGGUGUAGAUGCCGAUACCUGUUGUCUGACUCAUCUGUUUCAAAAUCUCAUUAGAAACCAACUGUCAUUGAACAGUCAAGUGUCUUGGCAAAUCUUCCUUUCUUCACGUAAGAUGUGUAUUGGCGGCAGCCGUGGGAGGUCCAGACACAGGUGGCCAUGGAACUCGCUGGUAAUAGAGGACACAUCUCUUAACUGGGUUGCUCUAAGAACUGAUGCCUAAACCAUCUCAGCAUGGCGUAUAAAGGAGAAGGUGGGCAUGGCCAGCCUCCCUCAGCUACACUGUCUCAGGUUAGCCCUGGAAGUCUUUACACACGUAGAACCCAUACCCAUAAUAUAUGUAUGGCAUCUGACUUUUUCUACCCAAAUAUGGGAGGUGUGGAAAGCCACAUUUACCAGCUCCCUCAGUGCCUGAUUGGAAGAGGGGAUAAGGUUAUAAUUGUCAUCCAUGCUUAUGGAAAUCGAAAAGGCAUCCGUUACCUCACUAAUGACCUCAAAGUCUAUUACUUGCCUCUGAAAGUCAUGUAUAACCAGUCUAUGGCCAUGACCCUCUUUCACAGUCUGCCAUUGCUCAAGUACAUAUUUGUUCAGGAGAGAGUCACAAUAAUCCAUUCACAUAGUUCAUUUUCUGCCAUGGCCCAUGAUGUUCUCUUCCAUGCCAAGACAAUGGGGCUUCAAACAGUCUUAACAGACCAUCCCCUUUCUGGAUUUGCUAAGGUCCAUUCAGUGCUUACAAACAAACUUCUAACUGUGUCUCUUUGUGACACAAGCCGUAUCAUUUGCGUUUCUUAUACUAGUAAGGAAAAUACCGUACUACGAGCGGCACUGAUUACUGAAAUAGUGUCUGUCAUUCCUAACGCUGUAGAUCCUAUUGACUUCACUCCAGACCCAUUUAGAAGGCAUGAUAGUAUAACUAUUGUUGUCAGCAGACUUGUUUACAGAAAGGGAACAAAUUUGGUUAGUGGUAUUAUACCCAAACUCUUGUCAGAAAUAUUAAGAUUUAAAUUUCAUAAUUGGAGGAGAGGGACCAAAGAGAAUCAUUUUGCAAGAAGUUCCGGAAAGAUACCAGUUGCAUGACAGGGUGCAUCUUUUGGGAGCUUUAGAACACAAGAAUGUUAGAAAUGUCUUAGUUCAAGGACAUAUUUUUCUUAAUACCUCCCUUACUGAAGCAUUCUGCAUGGCGAUCAUGGAAGCAGCCAGCUGUGGUUUACAGGUUGUAAGUACCAGGGUUGGUGGAAUUCCUGAGGUGCUUCCGGAAAAUCUUACUAUUUUAUGAGAAACUUCAGUAAAAUCUUUGUGUGAGGGAUUGGAAAAAGCUAUUUUCCAACUGAAGUCAGGGGCAUUGCUGGCUCCAGAAAAUAUCCGUAACAUAGUAAAGACUUUCCACACCUGAAGGAAUGUUGUGGAGAGAACUGAAAAAGCGUAUGACCAAGUAUCAGUGGAAUCUGUGUUGCCAAUGGACAAACAACUGGACAGACUUAUUUCUCACAGUGGACCAGUAACAGGCUACAUCUUUGCUUUGUUGGCUGUUUUCAACUUCCUCUUCCUCAUUUUCUUGAGAUGGAUGACUCCAGAUUCUUAUCAUUGAUACUGGAAUAGAUGCCACUGGGCCAAGGGGUGCCUGGACUCAUAAAUGUUCUCACAGUAAAAGAGGGGGUGAGAAUAUUAAGAUAUCUAAAACCAGGUAGAAGAGAGCCUACAUUGUAAGAUUUUAAACAUUUGUAAUAGUUGUAUUAAGACUAUGGAAAAUAACCUGCUUUUUGGGGGCUUGUGUUUUUUAUUAGUUUUUUAUAAGUUAAUUUAGUAAGUUAUGCUACUUCUAUAUCAUUCAAUGUUUUCUUUUGAGGAAAGAUAAAAACUUAGGCAAUUCCUGAGUGUAGAAACCUUGCACUUAUUUAAAAUUUAGAAGAGAACAUUUAAACCAUUCAGGUAUUAAAUUUUUCAGACUACUGAAAUCCCUGUAGCAGAGAUGUUUUAACAUUAUAUUUUGAGAGCUUUGGGUGCUGAAGGGCCAAACAUUUUCUGGGCAUUUUUUUGGCCAGUUUUUAAUGUUAUGCCAUUAGUUAGACACUCACUAGAUGUUUACAAGUUUUCUUCAGGGAAGUACAACAACUAUAUGAACUAUUUUAAGUCAUGUUUAUAUACAUUUAUUAGAAAUCUAAGUCAUGCCUUUAAACAUUUAUUAGGUUCACUCAGUAGGUGUUAACAUAAAAUUAACAGGUUCCUUGAGUAAGAUAGUCCAUCAGUUACCAGCACAUUUUGAGCACCUGCUAUAUGUGGAAUGUUGAACUAGAUGCUUCCUGCCGUUAAGGACCAGAAAUGCAUUAACUCUUUAUCAUUCAAAUGGCUUAUUUCAUCAUAGUCAUGGUUGAUAUAAGAUAUAUAGCCUACAUGCCAAAAAUGCUCAUGCCAGUUAAUGCCAGGAAAAAAAUCACCGACACACUACUAGUACUUCUUUGAUCCUGUUCUAUGCAUUCUCCUAGGUAGAGCCUUCAUCUUCCAUUGUGUUGAUGAAGAUAUUUUUUGCUUUUUAAAUACUAGGGACUGAUAUCACUGUUGAUAGUGCAGAGAAACCCUCCAUAAUUAAGUUUUCUGUAAAAGCCUUCGUGUUUUCUGAGCAGAAUGUACGAGGUGUGCCAUCCCAAAACCAGCUGCUACCCUGUCCUUUUAAUAUCAGAACACUGAGGCUCAGAGAAGUUAACUACUCCAAAGUCAUAUAGCCAGUAUUUUCUGGAGCUGUAAUUCAAAUCAGAUGUGUUCAAUACCUUCUACUACCCCAUUGCUGUCUUUAUGAUUUGUAACAGAUGGAGCCAUGACAUUUUGAAUUCUCCCCAUCAUACCGUAUAACGUGAGAAAGGAUUGAAAAUGUAAAAGAAAUUUCAUUUCAAUAUAGGUGACUAUGCAGCCUGCAAUUCAAGUAUGGUUUGGAGAAGAUCUGCCUCUAAGUCCUCGGAGUCCUCUGACUCCCAGACACGGACCAGGAUUGGCUAAUGUUUGUCAGUACGAUGAGUGGAUAGCUGUGAGGCAUGAAGCCACUUUGUUGCCCAUGCAAGAAGAUCUGUCAAUCUGGUUAUCUGGUUUAUUAGGUAUUAAAGUUAAGGCAGAAAAAUUAUUGGAAGAACUUGAUAAUGGAGUACUAUUAUGUCAACUGAUUGAUGUUCUUCAAAACAUGGUGAAAACAUGCAACUCUGAAGAAUCAGGGAAUUUUCCAAUGAGAAAAGUGCCCUGUAAGAAAGAUGCUGCAUCAGGUUCAUUCUUUGCUCGGGACAAUACCGCAAACUUCCUUCACUGGUGUAGGGACAUUGGGGUUGAUGAAACUUACCUCUUUGAAUCUGAAGGUUUAGUUUUGCACAAAGAUCCAAGACAGGUGUAUCUUUGUCUUCUUGAAAUUGGUCGAAUUGUGUCAAGAUACGGGGUUGAGCCACCAGUGUUAGUAAAACUUGAGAAAGAAAUUGAGUUAGAAGAGACUUUGCUUAAUACUUCUGGGCCUGAAGAUUCCAUCAGCAUUCCAAAAUCAUGCUGUCGGCAUGAAGAGCUACAUGAAGCUGUUAAACAUAUUGCUGAGGACCCUCCUUGUAGUUGUUCUCAUCGAUUUUCUAUUGAGUAUUUAUCUGAAGGACGGUACCGACUAGGGGAUAAAAUACUCUUUAUAAGAAUGCUUCAUGGAAAACAUGUCAUGGUUCGCGUUGGUGGAGGCUGGGAUACUCUUCAAGGAUUUUUGCUUAAAUAUGACCCCUGUCGAAUAUUACAGUUUGCCACAUUAGAACAAAAAAUUUUAGCAUUUCAAAAAGGAGUUUCUAAUGAAAGUGUACCUGAUUCGCCUGCCAGAACACCUCAGCCUCCUGAAAUGAAUCCUUUGUCAGCAGUUAACAUGUUUCAGAAACAAAAUUCAAAACCCAGCGUGCCAGUUAGUAUUCCAAAAAGCAAAGAAAAACAGGGACGUCCACCAGGUGCAUUGGUGCCAGCAUCUUCACUGAAAGGAGGUAAUCUGGGCUCUAUGUCAGUCCGUUCUAAAUUGCCAAAUUCUCCAGCAGCAUCUUCUCAUCCCAAGCUCAAGUCUUCAAAAGGCAUAACGAAGAAACCGCAGGCUCCUUCAAACAAUGCAUCAUCUUCACUUGCUUCAUUAAAUCCAGUAGGUAAAAACACUUCUUCACCAGCUUUACCAAGAACUGCACCUUGUAUAUCUGAGUCACCGAGAAAAUGUAUUUCAUCCCCCAAUACCCCCAAGGCCAAGGUUAUUCCAGCCCAGAAUUCAGCAGAUCUGCCCGAGUCCACACUUUUGCCAAAUAAGUGUUCAGGAAAAACUCAACCUAAGUAUUUGAAACAUAAUCAUAUUUCUUCCAGAGAUAAUGCAGUAUCUCACUUAGCUGCACAUUCAAAUUCAUCCUCAAAAUGUCCCAAGCUGCCUAAAGCAAAUAUACCUGUAAGACCUAAACCUUCUUUCCAGUCCUCUGCAAAAAUGACAAAAACCAGUUCCAAAACCAUAGCCACGGGUCUAGGAACACAGUCUCAACCAUCCGAUGGAGCCCCACAAGCAAAGCCAGUCCCAGCACAGAAACUUAAAUCGGCCUUGAAUUUAAAUCAGCCAGUUUCUGUGUCCUCAGUUUCUCCUGUAAAAGCCACACAGAAAUCAAAAGAUAAGAAUAUAGUUUCAGCUACCAAAAAGCAGCCUCAGAAUAAAAGUGCAUUUCAGAAGACAGGACCCAGCUCCUUGAAGUCUCCUGGCCGUACCCCACUGUCCAUCGUGAGCCUACCCCAGUCUUCUACCAAAACACAAACUGCACCGAAGUCAGCACAGACUGUCGCUAAGAGCCAGCAUUCAACUAAAGGGCCUCCCAGAAGUGGCAAAACCCCAGCUUCAAUCAGGAAACCACCCUCAUCUGUUAAGGAUGCAGAUAGUGGAGAUAAAAAACCUACUGCAAAGAAAAAGGAAGAUGAUGACCAUUAUUUUGUCAUGACUGGAAGUAAGAAACCUAGAAAAUAAAUACAUACUCAUUAUAAAAAAAGAGAAAAGGAAGAAUGAAUGUGUUAGCUUCACAUCUUAAAAGUUUCUCCUAUUUGUGUCUGUCUAAAUAGGUGCAGACACUAAGGAUAGUGAGGAUGGAGGCUGGGAUGAGGAAAGGGUUCAUCAGAAUUCACAUAUCUGAAUUCACUGGAAAGAGCCCUUCUGAAGCAAACAGUUGUAAAAUCACUGCAAGGUUUUUAUUAAUAAUAGACAUGUAUAUGAUUUUCAGUCUAUAGCAUCUUUGUUAACAUCUGCCUUUUGCAGGAAAUGUAAAAGUUAUUUAACACUACAAGAAUUUUAACAAUAGUUGCUCUAUUUUUGAAUAUGUAUUAAAUAUGGAGUUCAUAUACCUGCUAAUAUCAACGGUGGUGCUCUUACUAUUAGUUAAUUGCAUUUUGGUUAAAAAAAAAAAAGCAACAGUUUGGCACUUGUCCUACAAAAGGCACCUAAUUUAAUUUUCUGAUCAGGAUUGCCUGAUCCAACAGUGCUAAGUCAUGGCUGCUGCUGACUAGCUUGGCAUUAUUCUGUGUUAGGUAGAAUUCUUAUUAUUUAUUUUUUUAAGCUUUCCAAAUUGGAAGGAACUGAUUGUUUCAUGUGGCUUAUAUUUACAUUGGUAAUAUUUUGUCACCAAUAUUUUUGGUUAAAAAAAAUCCAACAAAUUAACUUACUGAAAUAUAAACAAAUUUUGUAAACAAUUUUUUAUAUUAUCUAUAAAAACGUAGACACCUUAUGUUUCACAUGUUGUGCAAUGUGACAGGGGAAGCUGAUUUAGUAGCUUUUAGCAUAUUAAAAAUAAUUUUUUAUAAUGUAAUUUCCUGUGAGUGCAGACCUGACAUUUUACAUUAAAAUAAUGUGAAACAUCAGAAUUAUGUUUUAACAACUUUAAAAUUAAGAUGAUGUUAAAAUAAUUUUAGAGUUAUGCUAUGUAAAAAUUCUAUCAUGAAAUUAUUUUUCUCUAGAUAGCACAAUACCAAUUUUAAUUAAUUUCUUCCAAUUAGGUUACUUUUCUUUAAUAAAGUUAUGCUGCCUUCAGUUUUCCAAUGGCAAGUAGACAGGAUAUGUUCAAGGUUUUCUGCACUGUAGGCACAGUCUCUCAAGCAUAUCCUGAUCAUGUAAUGACUGCAUAAACUCCAUCAACCUAAGGUGAUACUUGUAAAUAAUUUAUUUUUAAGGGAUGGUGACUUUAAAAAUUAUUAAUGAACUUUGAGAAGUUUUAAGAGUGCUUUUAAAACUUCACAGUAUUGCCAAUUAUCUUAGGUUAUUCAGUAUUCAGGUUUGUGUUUCUCUGUUUUAAACUAAAAUGUGUUUUCUGAAGAAAAAAAUAAUAGUUUACACAAAUGUACAAUCAUAGAAUAAGCAUUUUAAGCUGGCGACUAGUGUUCUAUAGAUUACAAAGCAAGAAAACUUUCUAUGAAGAUAAAUGACCUUUUGCCUGAAGAGUACAGAUAAAAUCAAAGAUGUGUGCAAGCUAGUUUUUGGAAGAAGUGAUGCUUCUCUUCUUUAAAGAGACAGUCACCAAAUACUUGGUUUAACUCGACUAUUGACUUGGGCAUUGAGAGAGAUGAUAUAUACAUCUUUGGAAAGUGAAGUCAAUGUUCAAGAGGUGAUAGAAGCUUUACUUUUUAGUGAUCAGAAAUAUUUAGUGCAUCUUUUCAGACAGGAAGAAUUUUAUCAUCAAGUAUUCCCUUAUAAAACCAAGUAACACUUCUUUAUCAGUAACUUUUAGAACUUAAAAGAAAGCAAAAAGUAAAUGGAAUUGUAGGCAAUUUAUGAAUCCUAGUAGAUUUUACAAUAUGUAAUUUAUGUUGUUUACAGUAUAUAAACACUAAGUUUUGUGUUAAAUGUGAUCAGGAAUAAAAGUAUCCCACAGGCAUCUGACACAAAUUCCAGAAUUAGCCAAAGAAUUGUUUAUUUGAGGCCAGGCAAUCCCAGCAUUUUGGGAAGCCAAGUUGGGCAGAUCACGAAGUCAGGAGUUCGAAAUCAGCCUGACCAACAUGGUGAAACCUCUUCUCUACUAAAAAUACAAAAUUAGCCGGGCAUGGUGGCACAUGCCUAUAAUCUCAGCUACUCAGGAGGCUGAGGCAGGAGGAUCGCUUGAACCCGGGAGGCAGAGGUUGCAGUGAGCCAAGAUUGCGCCACUGCACUCCAGCCUGGGCAACAGAGUGAGACUCUGUCUCAAAAAAAAAAAAAAAGAAAAAGAAAAGAAAAAGGUUUAUUUGAAUAAUUGGAAGUCAGUUUAUACAUUACUAUUUUUCAGCAGUAGGGAAUUUCUCCAAUUACAUUCAUGUUGAAUGAAUUUUUAUUUAUAUAUAGCUUACCCUUCCAAAAUAAAAGUGUUUUUUUAAUGUUGUUUUGUUUUGUUUUGUUUUUUUCCUUUUUUGAGACGGAGUUUCACUCUUGUUGCCCAGACUGGAGUGCAGUGGCACAAUCUCAGCUCAUUGCAACCUCUGCCUCCUGGGUUCAAGUGAUUCUGCUGCCUCAGCCUCCUGAGUGGUUGGGAUUACAGGCAUCCACCACCAGGCCCAGCUAAUUUUUUUGUAUUUUCAGUAGAGAUGGGGGUUUCACCAUGUCGGCCAGGCUGAUCUCAAACUCCUGACCUCAGGUGAUCCACCUGCCUCAGCCUCCCAAAGCGCUGGGAUUACAGGCAUGAGCCAUCACACCCAGCGAAAAGUUUUGUUUGAAUAAACAAUAUCCGAAAGACAAUUAGUUUCUUCAGAUGUAUUUUGAAAUUCUCCUAAAGAGCUAGUGUUUCUAUUCAUUUUCACAAUUUAAAAACAGCUCUUAACAUUGCUGAAGUUGGGAGAACUUUCCAUCUCUUCUUAAUAACAGUGCAAGAUUUUGUAAAUUCUUUUUUGUGUUUAAUGUUUAAUAAAACGAGUAUUAAGCUUAAAUUACUGAAGUACCUGGGAGAAGUAAUGAUGUGUACUUUCAAAAAAAUGGAAAAUGCUUUUAUUUUAUUUUCUAUAAUUUGUUAACAUGAUAUGUAAAAUUAAACUUCGGAGCACAAUGAAAUGCCGAUUAUUUUUACCUUGUUUGGGCUUAAAGUAGGUAUUUAAGGUUUAUGUGUUCAAAAUGCCUUGGUAAAUUGGAUGACCUCUAACUUUACUGUCCAUAUGGAGUUUGUCAUUCUUUAUGGAUAAGAGAACUUAAGGAAAAGUUACUGUUUUUCUUCAGUCUUUUUAUAUCUAUCUGAUUUAAAAUCUGUUACUUUAUUAAAAGGCUUCAACAACAGGUUGUUAGGAUGUAGUCUUACAUCCAGGUUCACAUAAUAACCCCAUUUGAAUCCAAAUUUGUGUAUAUUUUCUUAUGCCAGCAGUAUUUGUAUCCAAUUUUAACUUAGGUUUGUUUUCUUGAGUAUUAAAAUUUAAACAUAUAUA
This is a messenger RNA of Homo sapiens (human), 9002 nucleotides long. It is a transcript of the gene GAS2L3, whose product is annotated as growth arrest specific 2 like 3. NCBI's taxonomy places the organism in Eukaryota, Metazoa, Chordata, Mammalia, Primates, Hominidae. The record is from RefSeq and is a predicted model, not a curated record. The transcript has 13 exons. Gene Ontology annotation, cellular component: cytoplasm; cytoskeleton. Gene Ontology annotation, molecular function: microtubule binding. Bases 3520 to 5604 code for a protein of 694 amino acids.